UGUUUUAGUUACAUAUCUGUCGAGGAACUAAAAAGAAAGCAAAGAAGAGAUCGAGCAGCAAAGAAAAAUGCUCGACCUCUUCGGAACCUACAGGAAUCUCAUCCUCCAAACCCUACUAUCUCUCUCCUUAACCCUAAUCCUCUCCUUCCUCAAGAUCCCAGUCAUCUUCCUCCACGGCCUCUGCACCUACAUCCAACCCGAGAAUCUCGGCCAAAACGGAGUCAGAGCCGCGAUCCGACGACCCUCGAACAGCGAAGAUCCAAAACCCAACAAUGAACUUCGCAGAAGAAACAGAUCGAAAGACAAAUCCGAAUUCGACGAAAGCAACGCCCAGAUCUUCCGAAUCAAGCUCGACGAAGACCACCUCAGAUCCCGCAUGUACUUCACCGAGUACAAUUCCCUCUUCCUCGUAUCCUUCCUAUCUCUCUCCUCCUUCCUUGCCCAAAAGUACUUCUCCGUUGACGACGACAAGGGCCUUUUGUUCCCGCUCGUUCUCGGAUUCAUCGCGCUGUGCAAAGUCUUCGUUGCGUUGGCUAAGAUCUCGAUCGAGAGGUCCGCGUCGAAGAGAUCCGAGAAGAAACUUAGCUUGAUUUUCGCGGGUUUAGGGUUUGUUUUCGGGAUUAUAAUCGCUGCUGGUGUGUUCCCUAGAGGGUUUGACUUUCUAUUAGGCUCCGUUGAUGCGUUUUGCUGUAUACUCAUCUCCUUCUCCAUGGCUUGCAUCGCUGGCUUCCUCUACAUGCCUGCCGGGAGAAGCGCGAGGUCCUUUUGGGUUGGGACUGAUCAGAUUAGGAGUAAUCUGUCCAUCAUAUCUUGUGGAUGGUUCGGUAGAAUGAUUCUUUAUGUCAACUACAUUGUAUCGCUCUUCACUUCGUUGCUUUGGAUCCAUCCUUUAGCUGAGAUUCUAGUCAAGAGAAGCGGUAAUGCUAGUGGGUUGGUUGGUAAUGUUGGUUUCUCGACUAGUGAUUUUGGCAAGUUUCGUGUUCUGUGUUUGUUGCUGUCGGGUUUAUUACAAGCUAUGGCGGUUCGGCCUAACCUUCAGAUGUUUUUGAACGAAGCCGUGUUGUCGUGGUAUCAGAGAUUACAUGGGAGUAAGACUCCUGAUUUGGAGUUUAGCAGGGCGAAGAUGUUUCUUCAUAACCACUACCUGUGUCUCGUUGCUUUGCAGUUUUUGGCUCCCUCGGUUCUUGUGAUCAUCUUCCUCGGUUUGUCCCAGAUUGAUCUAGGGUCAUUUGCUGUUUCUCGACUCGUAUGUGGUUCUUUGCCUUGCAGCGACUUCGUGGGACAAGUGGGGUUGUUGAUGUCUUGGUGGGUUCUUUUUGUUUGGUCCGCUUUUGCUUCUGCAAGUCUUGUUUUCUAUCGACGUGGUGUCUUAUAUGUUUCUUGAGAUGGGAGUCUGAUUCUUUUUUAUGUAUCAGAGGAAAGUGCCAUAAACAAAACAAAGAAACAGUUUUGCAAGACUUUGGCUCAUUUGUUUGUUUGUUUGUUUGUUUGUUUGUUCUACUUACUACUUGUCCCAAA
Messenger RNA from Eruca vesicaria subsp. sativa (arugula), 1518 nucleotides. NCBI's taxonomy places the organism in Eukaryota, Viridiplantae, Streptophyta, Magnoliopsida, Brassicales, Brassicaceae. The record is from the annotation of a GenBank genome assembly.